AAAUUGUCAAAGUCAGCGUAGUAGAAAAUAGCUAACCUACUCUUUGAGUCACCGAGUAAUUUGUGAAAACCAUUUUUUAAGACUAAAUGAAAUUAAAUAACACGGUUACUAAUACAUAUAAUUAGUAAAACGAUCUGAUGAGCAAUAUUUACAGUUUAGGUAGUUAUUAGAGGUCCGUAGAAGUUAAUUUCUUGAUUGGUAGUGAGCGCCGGUGAAAUUGUGAUCAUGGCGAAUCCGUCAUCAGGCGUUGUGGUUCCGAGAAAUUUUCGUCUUCUAGAAGAACUUGAGCAAGGUCAGAAGGGAGUGGGCGAUGGAACAAUUUCUUGGGGUCUCGAAAGUGAUGAUGACAUGACCCUGACUCACUGGACUGGGAUGAUAAUUGGACCUCCCAGGACUCCAUAUGAAAAUAGGAUGUAUUCUCUUAAAGUUGAAUGUGGCACUCGGUACCCUGAUGAGCCUCCCACUGCUAGAUUUAUCUCUAGAAUUAACAUGAACUGUGUUAACAGCCAGACUGGACUUGUGGACAAUAGGCAAGUCCCGAUUCUUGCUAGAUGGCAGCGCGAUUUUACCAUCAAGACAGUGCUGCAAGAACUGAGACGUCUCAUGACUCUAAAGGAAAAUAUGAAGCUUUCUCAGCCCCCAGAGGGAAGCACUUUUUAGUAUUUUCCGGAAUGUCUCAUUGACCCAAUCUGCUCCAUACUUUGCUAAAUUAUAGUUAACAUACACAUAUAUUCAUAUACUUUUAAACGUGUCCAGUAAACUGUAAUCAUUACAGCAGCAUAACCUAUAAUGCUCUGGCUACCAUGGUUUGAAGUUUCUGUCAUGCAUUUAUUGUAAUAUUGUAUUAUCAGAUAGCAAACUGUUUGCUUUAAGUCUAAUGUAUAGUUUAGUGGAUUGGGUGAAAUAUAAUUAUUAUCUUGAAAGAUUUCACUUUAUAAAGAUGGCUCUUAAUUACCUAUUUAGUGGGUAACACCCAUUUAUUUAUCACUACCUAAAUUAUUGUGGCCUUUUAAAGUCAAACUUGCUUUUUGUAUGAUUAUAUUUAGACUUUUCUUAUUUUCAGUGGAGUGGUUUGAUGCCUACACUUGAAUGUACAAGUAUGGUUUCAAAUGUAGGUAAUGGACUAAAUGAAUAAAAAUAUUUCUAUUAAAAAUAUAAUCACAGGAUUAAGUUUAAAUAAAGAAAUACUAUUUCAUUUUCUUAGUUUAAAGUCAAGUGUAAUUUUUUAGGAAAUCUUUAUUUGUUAGAGGAAUAACCUAAAGUUCUACUACUGUUUUAUUAUAAGGCUUUGCAUCAUAAUUUAAAUGUUCUCACAAAAUAAAUCCAUUGGUUAAUAGAUUUCUUAUAAACCACAUAGCUUAUUUAAUAUAAGAAUAUUACAGUAGAUUCCUUUUAAGAACAUAAUAACCGCUGUGUGAUUUGAUUGUAACAAAACCAAAAUGUUAAGUCAAAUUGUUUCAUAACAUUAAUGUUUUUACCAAUGUAUAACUAGCAAAGGUAAAUAAAUCAAACAAUACUGUCA
Messenger RNA from Bicyclus anynana (squinting bush brown), 1522 nucleotides. RefSeq names its product ubiquitin-conjugating enzyme E2 variant 2 (gene Uev1A). The transcript is spliced from 4 exons. Lineage: Eukaryota; Metazoa; Arthropoda; Insecta; Lepidoptera; Nymphalidae. Gene Ontology annotation, cellular component: nucleus. The coding region runs from base 226 to 660 and encodes 144 amino acids. Gene Ontology annotation, biological process: DNA damage tolerance; protein K63-linked ubiquitination. The record is from RefSeq and is a predicted model, not a curated record.